CAGCACUGAUCCGUCCCGCCUUGAAGUGGCGCGUGCGCACUCGGUCUCCUCUGACCUUCAGCAGUCGAGAUGUUCGCUCGGAGCAGCGCUUUGGUUUGUUCUCCACAAUGUGGGCAGGUCAGGAGCAUGGCCACCUUGAAGGACAUCACAAUUCGAUUGAAGUCCAUCAAGAACAUCCAGAAAAUCACAAAGUCCAUGAAAAUGGUGGCCGCCGCCAAGUAUGCUCGUGCUGAGAGGCAGCUGAAACCAGCCAGGGUCUACGGCACUGGAGCUCUAGCCAUGUAUGAGAAGGCUGACAUUAAGACAUCGGAGGAGAACGUUUCCAAACACCUCAUCAUCGGUGUAUCUUCUGAUCGUGGCCUCUGUGGUGCCAUUCACUCCAGUGUGGCCAAGGCCAUUAAGACUGAGAUUGCCAACCUGACCGGAUCUGGCAAAGAGGUCAAGCUGAUCAAUGUGGGUGACAAGCUGAGAGGCCUGCUGUACAGGACUCACGGAAAACACAUCAUGCUGAACUGUAAGGAAGUCGGCCGCAAGCCGCCCACCUUUGGAGAUGCUUCCAUCAUCGCCACCGACCUGCUGAACUCCGGCUACGAGUUUGACCAGGGCUCCGUUAUCUACAACAAAUUCAGGUCUGUUAUCUCCUACAAGACUGACCAGAAGCCGGUCUUUUCCAAUGACACAGUUACAAAUUCAGAGAACUUCAGUAUCUAUGAUGACAUUGACGCUGACGUGCUGAGGAACUACCAGGAGUUUGCCCUGGUCAACAUCAUCUACCUGGCCCUGAGAGAGUCCACCGCCAGCGAGCAGAGUGCCAGGAUGACCGCCAUGGACAGCGCCAGCAAGAAUGCUUCUGAGAUGAUUGACCGGCUGACCCUGACCUUUAACCGAACCAGACAGGCCGUCAUCACCAAGGAGCUCAUUGAGAUCAUCUCUGGAGCCGCUGCUCUAUAAACGGGCAACGUGGUUAUUUCGUUGCCUACAGCUCUUCAGCCAGAUGUGCUGUUUGUAAACGUUUGUGCUUCUAUUUGUAAAAUACAUGAAGAAAAUAAACCU
This is a messenger RNA of Thalassophryne amazonica, 1053 nucleotides long. It is a transcript of the gene atp5f1c, whose product is annotated as ATP synthase F1 subunit gamma. The transcript is spliced from 9 exons. Gene Ontology annotation, molecular function: proton-transporting ATP synthase activity, rotational mechanism. Gene Ontology annotation, biological process: proton motive force-driven ATP synthesis. The coding region runs from base 70 to 951 and encodes 293 amino acids. The record is from RefSeq and is a predicted model, not a curated record. Lineage: Eukaryota; Metazoa; Chordata; Actinopteri; Batrachoidiformes; Batrachoididae.